AUGAAUCAACUGCAAAGGAUUCUCUCUGCUCGUCGUUUAUCUCCCUCAGUCAUACCUCCGUCGUGUUUUCUUCACCGGCGGUCGUUGUCGACCUCAGAAACCGAUGCUUCGUCGGCAUCGUCUUCCUCUUCGCAUCAUACGAUGCAAACGCCUGAAUUUGUAGCUUCCAGUAAAAGCCGAAGCACACCGUCGACGACAACAUCUUCUCUGAAGGAACAUGAACUCGCCAAAUUCUCCGCCAUUGCUGAUAGCUGGUGGCAUUCUGAAGGGCCGUUUAAACCGUUACAUCUAAUGAAUCCGACUCGGUUGGCUUUCAUCCGCUCCACCUUAUGCAGACAUUUCAGUAAGGAUCCGAGCUCUGCAAGGCCUUUUGAAGGAUUGAGACUCAUUGAUGUAGGUUGCGGCGGCGGACUGCUUUCUGAGCCUCUAGCACGGAUGGGAGCAACUGUUACAGGAGUUGAUGCUGUUGAUAAGAAUGUCAAAAUUGCUCGUCUUCACGCUGAUAUGGAUCCAGUGACUUCGACUAUUGAAUACCAUUGUACCACAGCAGAAAAGCUAGUUGAUGAAGGGAGGACGUUUGAUGCUGUUCUUGCCUUAGAGGUCAUCGAGCAUGUAGCAAACCCUGCGGAAUUCUGCAAGUCGUUGUCAGCAUUGACCAUCCCCAAUGGGGCCACUAUAGUUUCUACAAUUAAUCGCUCUAUGCGAGCAUAUGCAUCAGCCAUUGUUGCAGCCGAGUACAUUCUGAAUUGGCUUCCUAAAGGCACACACCAGUGGUCAAGUUUUCUAACUCCUGAAGAACUUACUAUGAUAUUACAACGUGCUUCAGUCGAUGUGAAAGAGAUGGCUGGAUUUGUCUACAACCCGAUAACGGGAAGAUGGUUAUUGUCAGACGACAUCAGCGUCAACUUCAUUGCUUAUGGGACGAAAAGAAGUGAUCUUGGAGGCAUAUAA
Messenger RNA from Microthlaspi erraticum, 951 nucleotides. The record is from the annotation of a GenBank genome assembly. Lineage: Eukaryota; Viridiplantae; Streptophyta; Magnoliopsida; Brassicales; Brassicaceae.